AUGCCUCCAAGUCUUGCCAAUCAUUUGUAUGAAAAUGGCGCAUUUAUGGUUUUCCUCAAUGUACCUCAAACAACAGAAUUCGGUAUUGAUUACAAGUCGUGGCAUGUGGGGCCGAAAUUUCUUGGUUUAAAAAUGAUCCCUCCGGGCGUUCAUUUCAUUUUCUUCAGCGUCAAAACGGCACCACGUAUUGGUUUUUUCUACCAUUUCAAAGAAAAGGAAAUUUUGCUACGUAAAUGGGAUCCGAUACGUGAAGAUAUGAUAAUUGAGCCAUGUUCAGCAGAUGAGAUAGGGAGAAUACGUUCGAACUUGAAAUCAAUGGAUGAUGGUUUAGCACCGUAUCCUUUUGAAGCAUAUCGAAGUUGGUUUUCCUCAGCAAUCAUAUUACAGAAAAAACGGUCGAGAGAUUACGACCAGAGAAUCAAUAUAGUCGUAUAA
This is a messenger RNA of Brugia pahangi, 435 nucleotides long. Lineage: Eukaryota; Metazoa; Nematoda; Chromadorea; Rhabditida; Onchocercidae. The record is from the annotation of a GenBank genome assembly.